Antechinus flavipes (yellow-footed antechinus) is the source of this 1588-nucleotide messenger RNA. RefSeq names its product CCDC163 homolog (gene CCDC163). Bases 1 to 1344 code for a protein of 447 amino acids. The transcript has 11 exons. Lineage: Eukaryota; Metazoa; Chordata; Mammalia; Dasyuromorphia; Dasyuridae. The record is from RefSeq and is a predicted model, not a curated record.
AUGGCUCCGGUGUCGGGGGUCCCGUGCUUCCCAGCACAGGCUUCCGCGGCAGCCCCGCCUCCCACCCUGAGAGUCUCGGCCAGGCUACGGGGCAGGCCUGGCCUGACCCUCGGGGAGCCCUGCGCAGCCCGCUCGCUGCUAGGGCCAGGCCAAGUGCCGCCGCCCCGCGCCGCUCCCCGGCUGGAGCCCUCGGGUCCCAGCUGCGGUCGGCCACCCUCCGCCCUGGAGCCGCCGCGCCCGGUACCGUCCCAGGUGUCGGAGGAGUCCAACUGGGCUGAAAAGCUCGACUCCCUGCUGCAGGCUUCAGAUGGCAAUGUGGCCCGCAUCAAGGUGGGCGGGGAGCGCUGCAGACCCCAGCAGCGGCUCUGCCCCCUUGGGGUCUCUUCACCUGGUGAUUCAAGCCUGGCUCCUUCAGGGUCCUGGGUGCCCCAUUCUAAUUCCCAAGGGGAACCACCUCGUCAGGUCUGGACCCUGGAGCCCACCCAAGAGGGGCAGGCCUGGGAUGACGCCUGCUUCUCCUUGUCGCUGUGGGAUGAAAUUGCCACUCUUCGGAACCAGCUCCGGACCCAGGCUCAGGUGACGGUACUGAUGAGUCAGGCUGUCCAGGGUCUGAUGGAAGACAGGGAGCGUCAGCGAUGCCAGAUUGAUGAGCUAGAAGAGGAGCUGGGCCGGCUUCGAGGGGCCCCUGAAGGGCGAGCACGGCUGGAACAACGAGUGGAAGACCUGAACUCAGAGCUACAGAGUCUCCGUCGACAGCUGCAGGCCCGUCCUGGGGAAGCUGGUGUGACAGCCCUCCUGCGCCAAGAGCUGCAGAAUGAUCGCCAGCUGCUGUGGGAGGAGUAUGAGGUUGUUCGAGGGGAGCUGAAGCUUUUGCGGGACCAGCUAGGCCAACAGCAAGAGUUGUUACUGAGACAGAUGGCUGAAGCCCGGCAGGCUCAGGGGCGUAGUUGGAAGCCUGUGCCUGGGCAGGUGCUGGAGCAGGUCCAGAGUGAUCAGGAAGGCCACAGCCGCGUGGUGGACGCUGCCAGGGUGGAGGCCCGGGAUGUUCGGCAGGAGAUCAAUCUUCUCAGGGCCAUGGUGUGUUCUCUGCAGGCCCAGAUUCGAGGAGAACCCCCACCCCGGCCAGACUCUGCCAUCUCUAGCUCUGACCUGAGCCUCCUAGACAGUGACAGCAGCUGGGACAUACCUUCUCGCGAUCCUGCCAUGCCAGCAGAACCUCACAGCAACACCGAAUCCAGCACCGAGUCCGGCCCAGAGACCAGCGCUUCCCGGCCUCCUGUGAAGAGCCCCCAGACAUCUGACCGGUUAAACAAAGCACCGAAGCUGCUCCUUGGUGACCUCUGAAUGGGCCAGCCAGCUCUCCAUGCCCUGGCUUGCUGAAGGACAACGGAAAUCCUCUGGGCAUCGGGGAGGGAAAGCAGAGAGAAGCAGCUCAUCCCCAGGAGCCUUCCCUCCCCCCAGAAGAUUUCUUGCUGGCCCCAAAUCGCUGCACUCUGCUCCCUGGUUCCCCUCUUUCUCUUCUCAUCUCCUCUAAGAUUUCUUCCUUUUCCCUAUACUUCAAAUCUGAAAUAAAAAAAUGUUAACUAUC